Messenger RNA from Eleginops maclovinus (Patagonian blennie), 1328 nucleotides. RefSeq names its product arginine/serine-rich protein 1 (gene rsrp1). Bases 277 to 1131 code for a protein of 284 amino acids. The record is from RefSeq and is a predicted model, not a curated record. Lineage: Eukaryota; Metazoa; Chordata; Actinopteri; Perciformes; Eleginopidae. The transcript has 5 exons.
GACUGGAAUUUUCCAGAGGAUUCGACCGUUGCUCCGCCAAGCCCACAGCGACACUCGUUACCUAACAAGCGACGACGACAGACGGAUCAACCCGGACGAAGACUUCUCUUUUGCAAUAACACGGCUAAAACUUACACAUUUUAAUAUUAUUCAGUUUUAUUCGUAAUAUAUAUACUUGAUAUACUUUUUUAAGGUUACUUACCUUGAAUCGUUUACAUCGACGUUAUCACCAGAACAAAGCUACAGUCCACACGCUUGUGACCGUAAACAUAAAAAAUGGCCAAGGGAGAAGUAGCACACUCUGAAAUGGCCUACGAUCGUCAAAUUGAUGGCAUUAAGGUCAUCUUUGACCAGAGCAGCCCGGUCCCUUCUCGCUCCCGAUCCAGGAGCAGCAGUGGCAGCAAACCCUCCUCUGGCUCCGGCCGCUCCAGGGCCCGCGUUAGCCGCAGGAGGCGCUACAGAUCAUCAUCCAGCAGCAGCAGCAGCUCGUCUCAUUCCAGGUCCCGCUCUCACCCUCGAUGCCACAGACCUUCUUCCCGCUGUCGCUGUGACAAACAUCGCAGACAUGGUCGUAGCCGCCAAUCCCCACCACGCCGCGAAAGGGCCGAAGGCUCCAGGUCCUCCAGCCACAAGAACAAGAGGGCUGCUAGCCCCUCUUCCCAAUCCCCACCCAGAACCCACAGAGACAGCUCAAGAUCUGGAUCUUCAGAGCAUUCUGUCAGCCUGAGAUUGGAUGACAAAGGAGAACUGGUCAGAGCUGCAAAGGCCAUUGCAACAACACUCCUAGCCGUGGAAAAGCAGGAACUUCAUGAGAGUGUGAAACCAGUCCAAGAGUUCAAACGGGUGUCGCUAGAUACAUGGGUGAGACAAGAACCCGAAAAGACUCAGUCACAGAGCGAUGAGGAGGACUCUGAUGAUGUAUUCAGCCGCAGGAUGUCCCCAAAAAGGAAAACCAUCUCUUUCAGCAUUAAUAACUCUUUGGUGAAACCCACACUGGCGGCUCAGUCUGGAGCUAAGGUAACCUCCAGAGUGGACAGCUUUGACAGCAGGAAGCCCUACGGUCACUGGGUCCGGGUCAAAUCAGGCAAAUCUUUGAAUGCGCGCAAACACACAUUCUCCACAACACACUAGUGUGUCAGAGUGCAUGGACACUGUAAAUACUGUACAUAUUUUGUACAUAUGCUUCACCAUUUUACAGUCGCAAUUUUUUUCAGAUGUUGAAAGAGUAAAGUGGGAACAACUGAAGAAAUUCAUUCAGGUGGGAUAUUUCUUUCCCUUUGUUGUAUAUUGUGCUUUUUUUCAAUAAAGAUGUUUAUUUGAUAAAAAAA